AUGAAGAUCUCGACACUCUGUCUGGUCGCCGGCCUCAGUCACCUAGCCUAUGCACAUACAAUCUUUUGUCAGCUAGAAUCCGAGGGCACAACCUACCCUGUCGGCCAUGGAAUCCGCGUCCCGACUUACGACGGUCCCCAAACCAACGUCGGCGCAGCGACCAUGGCAUGCAACGGACCACCAAACCCCACGCGUCCUUCGGAUAAGAUCAUCCCUGUCAAAGCUGGUAGCAAUGUCACUGCCAUUUGGAGACAUACUUUGGAAUCUGGACCUGCCGACGUGAUGGACCCCGGCCACAAGAUUUCUGGUAUUGGCUACAACUCCGGGACUUGGGGAACAGACAUCGUGAUCAACAACCAAGGCAAGCAGGUGAUCCAUAUCCCUGAAUGUCUUGAAGACGGGCAAUACCUUCUCAGAGCCGAGAUGCUCGCCCUGCAUGGAGCUCGGUCUCCGAGCGGCGCACAGUUUUACAUGGAAUGUGCCCAGAUUGAGGUAACGGGCGGCACGGGCACCGCAAAGCCUCAGACUUACAGCAUCCCCGGAAUAUACAAGGCCAACGACCCUGGCGUCAUGAUCGACAUUUACAACACCAACUUGAAUCAAAAAGCGUACACUGUUCCUGGACCGGAUGCCUUCACCUGCUAG
Messenger RNA from Scedosporium apiospermum, 645 nucleotides. RefSeq lists its product as uncharacterized. The transcript is spliced from 8 exons. The record is from RefSeq and is a predicted model, not a curated record. Bases 1 to 645 code for a protein of 214 amino acids. Lineage: Eukaryota; Fungi; Ascomycota; Sordariomycetes; Microascales; Microascaceae.